UUCUCAUGAUUUAACAUUUCCAAACUCUCAAAACCCCUAAUUAGACAGGAUGGCCUUCGUUUGGAGCUAUCUUCUCUUCAUAGGCCUCCUGUCCCUCCUCCAACUUCUCCACCCUUUCGCCACCACCGUUGAAAGCAUCCGGGUUGGCAUGGUUAUCCGGAAACCCUCACCGGAACUUCCAACUUUCCGGGAAGCUCCAUCUUUUUUCAAUGGCAAUGCAUGUGGCUCCAAAGAAAGUGAUGUUAUUCAUGUUGCUAUGACCCUGGACGUUAAUUAUCUUAGAGGGACAAUGGCUGCUGUGCUCUCGAUGCUACAACACUCGACAUGCCCAGAAAACCUAUCGUUCCAUUUUCUUUCUGUACAUCAUGAACCUGAACUCUACUCUACCAUUAAUUCAACCUUCCCUUUCUUGAACUUCAAGAUUUACCAGUACGACUCAGGCCGGGUUCAAGGCAAGAUCUCCAAGUCUAUUCGUAAAGCUUUAGAUCAACCGCUAAAUUAUGCAAGAAUCCAUUUAGCUGAUAUAAUACCAAUGGAAGUAAAACGAGUUAUUUACGUGGAUUCAGAUAUUGUCGUGGUGGAUGAUAUUGCAAAACUAUGGGGUGUGGAUAUGGAAGAUAAGGUGGUGGCUGCACCGGAAUAUUGCCAUGCAAAUUUUACUCAAUAUUUUACAGAAGCAUUCUGGUCAGACCCGGAAUUGGCAAGAACAUUUGAAGGGAGAAUCCCUUGUUAUUUUAACACAGGAGUGAUGGUGGUUGAUGUAGAUAAAUGGAGAAAGGGAAAGUAUACGCAAAGAGUUGAGGAGUGGAUGAUUGUGCAGAAACAGAAAAGGAUAUAUCAGUUGGGUUCAUUGCCGCCAUUUUUGCUUGUUUUGGCAGGAAAUAUUAAGGCAGUAGAUCAUAGGUGGAAUCAACAUGGUUUAGGUGGUGAUAAUUUUGAAGGGAAAUGUAGAAGUUUACAUCCUGGUCCAAUUAGCCUUCUCCAUUGGAGUGGCAAAGGUAAACCAUGGUUAAGAUUAGAUUCAAGAAAACCAUGCAUCGUUGAUCAUUUAUGGGCUCCAUAUGAUCUCUACCGUUCAUCAGCAGAGUCAUUAGAAGAAUAAUUAAGCAAAGAAGGAAAGUUGAUGAAGAGAUAGAAAUGUUUUGAGAGAGAGAAGAUAAAAGAAUUGUUUUUUAUCUAAUUGAGGGAAUCGAGUUUGAAUUAAAUUAAA
Jatropha curcas is the source of this 1210-nucleotide messenger RNA. It is a transcript of the gene GATL4, whose product is annotated as galacturonosyltransferase-like 4. Lineage: Eukaryota; Viridiplantae; Streptophyta; Magnoliopsida; Malpighiales; Euphorbiaceae. The record is from RefSeq and is a predicted model, not a curated record. Gene Ontology annotation, molecular function: glycosyltransferase activity. Gene Ontology annotation, cellular component: Golgi apparatus.